AUCACCAAACAUAUUGACGGUACUCUCUUUUUCUUUGUCAUUUCAGCUAUAAAUCCCUUGCAUAGAGAGUUUUGUAACUAAACCUCACCAAAAAAAAAAAAAAAAAGGCUCACUGAUGUCUCGUGUUGGAGGCUCAAACAAGUCCCUGGCGAAGCCAAUUGCCGGGGACGAUCUUACAUUCUUUAGACAAAACCAACCAUUUGAGCUCCAACAGUACCCGAGAAGAGAUAAGCCUGAUGUCUCUCGCACUCUCGCGGAGCUCUUAAGGCGCGUAGAAGAUGCCAAUAGUUCAGGUGACAACACUCCUAUUGAUCAUAGAGUGCUUGAGAUUAGCUAUUCUUGCAGUUCCCUGCCAACAUCACACCCUUUUGUUCUUUCUUUUAAAAACUUAACAUACAGUGUAAAAGUUCGUCAAAAGCUAGAGCUUCCAUGUUUUGGAAAGGACGCUCAUGAUUCACCAGAGAAGAUCUUACUCAAUGACAUAUCAGGGGAGGCGAGAGAAGGUGAAAUCAUGGCCGUUCUUGGUGCUAGUGGAUCGGGGAAAUCCACGUUGAUUGAUGCUCUUGCAGACAGGAUUGCAAAAGACAGCUUGAAAGGAACAGUGUCUUUGAAUGGUGAAGUUUUGGAGUCGAGGCUUUUGAAGGUGAUUUCUGCAUAUGUCAUGCAAGAUGAUCUUUUGUUUCCUAUGUUAACUGUAGAAGAGACGCUUAUGUUCUCGGCCGAGUUUCGGCUUCCUCGUUCGCUUUCAAAGAGUAAGAAGAAGGCUAGAGUUCAAGCUCUGAUUGAUCAACUUGGUCUCCGCAACGCGGCUAACACAGUCAUAGGUGAUGAAGGACAUAGAGGAGUUUCUGGAGGUGAACGCAGGAGAGUUUCCAUUGGAACUGAUAUAAUUCACGACCCAAUUCUCUUGUUUCUCGAUGAACCCACCUCAGGUCUAGACUCAACAAGUGCGUUUAUGGUGGUUAAAGUCUUGCAGCGAAUUGCCCUGAGCGGAAGCAUUGUUAUCAUGUCUAUUCACCAACCAAGUUACCGAAUUUUAAGCUUGCUUGAUCGCUUGAUUUUUCUUUCACAUGGUAACACUGUCUUUGGUGGCACACCAGCGAAUAUUCCUGAAUUCUUUUCCGAGUUUGGGCAUCCGAUUCCUGAGAAUGAGAAUCGAACAGAGUUCGCUCUUGAUUUGAUUCGUGAGCUUGAAGAAACUCCUGGUGGAACCUCUAACUUAGUGGAGUUCAACAAGUCAUGGCAAAACAGAAAGAAUCCGAGAAAGCCAGAGUCCAAGAAAACAAGUCUAUCCCUGAAAGAUGCAAUAAGUGCAAGCGUUUCAAGGGGCAAACUUGUUUCUGGUGCUCCGAGUGACUCCAAAUCAACUUCCUCAUUUCCAACUUUUGCCAAUCCUUUUUGGAUUGAAAUGAUAGUUAUUGCCAAAAGAUCACUCACAAACUCAAGAAGAAUGCCUGAGCUAUUCGGAAUUCGCUUAGGCGCUAUUCUUGUAACAGGGAUUAUCCUGGCCACCGUGUUUUGGCAUCUAGACAACUCACCCAAAGGCGUUCAAGAACGUAUAGGCUUCUUCGCUUUCGCCAUGUCCACAACUUUCUACACCUGUGCAGAAGCAAUCCCAGUCUUUCUUCAAGAACGAAACAUUUUCAUGAGAGAAACAGCUUACAAUGCUUAUCGCCGUUCUUCAUACGUUCUUUCUCACUCAAUCAUCUCCCUCCCUUCUUUAAUUUUCCUCUCUCUUGUCUUUGCCGCCACAACCUUCUGGGCUGUGGGCCUAUCAGGAGGCUUCUUCUUUUACUUCCUCGCAAUCUUGGCCUCCUUCUGGGCCGGAAAUUCCUUCGUAACUUUCCUCUCCGGCGUCGUGUCUCAUGUCAUGUUAGGCUUUACAGUCGUUGUCGCCAUUUUGGCUUACUUCCUCCUCUUCAGCGGCUUCUUCAUUUCCCGCAACCGAAUUCCUCCCUACUGGAUUUGGUUUCACUACAUUUCUCUGGUGAAAUAUCCUUACGAAGGCGUUAUGCAGAACGAAUUUGGCGAUCCCACGAAAUGCUUCGUGAGAGGAGUGCAAAUGUUCGACAACACGCCAUUAGUGGCAGUGCCGGAGGCCGUGAAACUGAAGCUGCUGAGUAGUAUGAGCGGUGUUUUGGGCAUAAACAUUACGGGCAACAGUUGUGUGACAACUGGGGUGGACACACUGGUGCAACAAGGAAUCACAGAUCUCAGCAAGUGGAAUUGCUUAUGGGUUGCAGUUGCUUGGGGAUUUUUCUUCAGAAUUCUCUUUUACUUUACAUUGUUGUUAGGCAGCAAGAACAAGAGGACAUGAAUAAUUCCAUAUAAUAAUGAUGAGAACAUGAAAAUUGUUCAAGGAUUUUCUUGUUUAUAAAAUAAUUUUAAUUUAUUUUCAGAGUCGAUGAAGUGUGAAUGCUAGUGGUUUCGCUUCUUAAAUUGUAAGAUUUAUAGUGGAAGAUACUUUUAUUCUUUGUUUUA
Molecule: messenger RNA, 2481 nt
Organism: Pistacia vera
Lineage: Eukaryota; Viridiplantae; Streptophyta; Magnoliopsida; Sapindales; Anacardiaceae
Product: ABC transporter G family member 20-like
Exons: 1
Coding region: 116-2317 (733 amino acids)
Cellular component (GO): membrane
Molecular function (GO): ATP binding; ABC-type transporter activity; ATP hydrolysis activity
Source: RefSeq, a predicted model, not a curated record